Polyodon spathula (Mississippi paddlefish) is the source of this 4621-nucleotide messenger RNA. RefSeq names its product inter-alpha-trypsin inhibitor heavy chain family member 6 (gene itih6). NCBI's taxonomy places the organism in Eukaryota, Metazoa, Chordata, Actinopteri, Acipenseriformes, Polyodontidae. Gene Ontology annotation, biological process: hyaluronan metabolic process. Gene Ontology annotation, molecular function: serine-type endopeptidase inhibitor activity. The coding region runs from base 336 to 3851 and encodes 1171 amino acids. The transcript is spliced from 17 exons. The record is from RefSeq and is a predicted model, not a curated record.
AAGCUGCAUAACAUUUAAGGAGGCUGCCCCCACUCAGAGAAAAAAUAUAUAUAAACACUGCUUUCUUUCACCUAGACUUCCAGAACAAACACACGCACACCACUGGCCUCGUUCCAAAAACUGGUGUUGCCAAACUUUGUCGGCGCUGUAUAGAAGACCUGCACGUCUAUAUAACUGAACCGUUUGUAAAAAGCGCACGAGUUAAGAAGUGUAGCGCUGUUGACAGGACUUGACUACUGCAUGAUUGACAUCUGUACCCUUUAUCUUAGCGUACGCUUUUAAAAUAAAAUAAACGAGACAGAGUGUUACAGAAAAAGUGCAACAUAACUUGAAAAAUGUGCUCCUGCUCGAUCAUUCAUUUCGCGGCGGUCUGUUGGAUAACCCUGAACUGUUUCGUUCAAAUUGGACUUUCUGUGGAAUAUAGAGCAGAACCUGACAGACAGACGCUUAACGGGGAUUCGCGUGUAUUCCUUCAGAGAAUUAAGCGACAGGCAAGACCCCCAAAAGCUGCACUGAAGAUCACAGACUUCCAUGUGCGCUCUACAGUGGUCUCCCGAUACGCUCUCACCACAGUGGAGAGCUCCGUGUGGAAUCAGCACACAGCUGCCAGAGAGGCCAUUUUUGAGGUGGAUCUGCCGAGCUCUGCCUUCAUCUCUAACUUUAGCAUCACUGUCAACAGCAGGGUGUAUGUGGCUGACGUGAAAGAGAAGGGCGAAGCUAAGAAGAUUUACGAGGAAGCAAAGAAGAAAGGAAAGACAGCUGGGCAUGUUGCUGCCAAGGAGCGCGAGACAGAGAAGUUCCGGGUCUCUGUGAGUGUUGCGGCCGGCUCACGGGUGACCUUCACACUGACUUACGAGCAGCUGCUGCAGCGCCGGCUCGGGCGCUAUGAGAUUGUCCUGAGUGUCCGGCCAGGCCAACCCGUCAAGAACCUGACCCUGGAGUUGUCCAUCUCGGAGAGGACUGGCAUCAGCUUCAUCCGAGUCCUGCCUCUCCGGACCAGCAAGCUGCUGUCCAACACUCUGCGAGCAGGUGAUGCGGAUGCGCUUCCCUCCACGACAGUGCAGCAGAGCACUCACUGCGCCCGAGUCCACUUCACCCCCUCUCUGCAGGAGCAGGUUGCACGCUCCUCUGCGGCCGGCAUUGCCGGUGACUUCGUGGUGGAGUAUGACGUCCACCUGAACGACAUCAUUGGGGACAUACAGAUUUACAACGGCUACUUUGUGCACUACUUUGCUCCCCGAGGUCUCCCAAUCGUUCCCAAGGCCGUGAUCUUUGUGAUCGAUGUCAGCGGGUCUAUGAUUGGAACAAAGAUCAAACAGACAAAAAAAGCAAUGCACACCAUUCUGAGCGACCUCCGACCUGACGACCACUUCAACCUUAUCACCUUCUCAGACCAGGUGGAGCUGUGGAAGACAGACAGCACAAUCCAGGCCACCCCUCACAAUGUGAAGAGCGCCAAAGACUUUGUGAGCAAAAUUGAAGCUAAUGGAUGGACAGACAUCAACUCAGCUCUGCAAAUGGCUGCCUCUGUCCUCAAUGGCAGUGCGUCACAAGAAAGCUCAGGCAGUCGUCGAGUUCCCUUAAUUAUUUUUCUGACAGACGGGGAACCCACCACAGGAGUGACUUCCGGGGAGAAAAUUGCCCGUAACGCCAAGAAGGCCCUCGGCUCCACCUCUCUGUUCGGCCUUGCUUUCGGGGACGAUGCUGAUUUCCCGCUGAUGCGCCGCCUGUCCAUGGAGAACCGUGGAGUGUCCCGCCGCAUUUACGAAGACUCUGACGCUGCCUUGCAGCUCACAGGCUUCUAUGACGAAGUGGCUAGCCCUUUACUCUUUGACAUCCAACUUAACUACCUAGACAAUCACGUGUAUGACGUCACUCAGGCUCUCUUCCCAAACUACUUCCAGGGAUCUGAACUUCUUGUGGCUGGGAGACUCCAGCCGGGAAUCCAGGACCUCAAAGUGAGAUUAACUGCUUCUGAUUCCAAGAAACGUUUAGCUUUGGAAAACAAUGUGGAUGUUCCAAGCCUUGCAAACUCUACUUUGGGAUGCCCAGGAGAGCUGGGAGGAAUCUCUAACUUUGUCCGUCGUUUGUGGGCUUAUUUCACCAUCAGGGAGCUCUUGGAAGCCAGGAUUAACACGACCGACUCUGCCACUCGACGUCUGCUGACAGAGAAAGCCACCAAUCUCUCCCUUAAGUACAAUUUUGUCACUCCUGUCACUUCUCUGGUUGUUAUAAAGCCUGAUGAUGAGGAAAGUCCCACCACCGGUCCUACAACUACCACUACCACCCCCAGACCCAGCACUACAAGUACAGUAGCUCAUACCUCUCUAGCAGUGUCUAGAACCGUUAUACCACCAGCUACGGACAACCGGCACCCAACACCAACCACUGCUACAAAAAAAUUACCAACUAGCAGCACGACUGUGAAGAUCAACUCAAAAACCAGCAAAGUUCAACCCACUGCUCCCCAACCCAAGACCCAAAGCUCUCCCACUGGCCUGCAAACUACUGGACACCCCUUAACCACUUCCUCCCCACUCCCCACAGCCACAAGCCCCCCCAUGACGAAACCCGUUACCUCCGACUUUGAGAAUGGUACAGCAAUCUCAAGUGAUGCCAACCCACUCCCUCCUGCAACCGCAGCUGCAGUUUCCAUCAACUCCAUGCCUGAUCACACUGGCGGGGUUAACCAGACUUUUGCAGGAGACUCUGUCAGGGCUACCGUGCCUUCUCCCAUACUGCCAAUGCCAACCUUCACCCCAAGCAGCCCGCCUCUUCACGGCACCACAUCUGUGCCACAAGCACAAGAGAUGGGCACAGAGUUCCUGGUGCCAUCUUUUAUCAACAUGACUUUUAUGUCAAUGGUUUUACCAACAGAGGCACCCAACAGAGGGGAGAUAAUGGAGCAGACAGAUGGACAGCAGCAGACAGUGGCGUUCCUAAUGACAGGGAUCUCUGAAAAUGAGUAUGGCACUGAAGAUGUAGACCUACUUGAUGAUACUGAGAUGGACUCCCCUGGGGAUAGGUUUCUGAUGUUGGCCUCAGGUUCUGAUUUGGUCAGUGCGCCCCACCCAGGCAGGAGGUUUUCAUCUUCAGUGGAUGGAGACCCUCAUUUUGUGGUUAAUUUGCCAAAAUCUGGUGAAAAUAUCUGCUUUACCAUUGAUGGAAAAGCAAAUGAGAUUCUCCGACUGGUAGAUGACCCUAUUACAGGUGUGAAGGUGACUGGGCACUUGAUGUGGGCUCCCUCCAAGAUUGGUUUUGAGGAUCGAACCCGCACCUACUUUGACCAGCUGAACAUCUCCAUGGAAGUAAGCGGUUCAGACCGCUGGGUCAUCAUGGUAACAAUCGAUUCCAUUACUCUGAUUGGGGAGGACCGUCUCACGUUGCGUACUGAUAAGCCAGCCACCAUGCAGAGGCGGGGCUUCACGAUCAUUGUGGACCAAUUACUGAGGGUCUGGAUCCAGCUGGAGCGAGGUGUGGAGUUCCUGGUCCUGCUUCAUCACUAUAAGCACCCGUCCUAUUUGCAGCUCAGCCACCUCGGCUUCUACAUCUCGCAAGGGAAGGGGCUGUCUGUACAGACACAUGGGCUGCUGGGUCAGUUCCUACAUGCUGAUAUCUCUAUUGUGAGAAGGAAAGACACGUCGGGGCCCCGGGGGGCCUACAGUGGUGAGAAGCUGGCGAGCGGAGAGCUGAGGAGGGGAGGGGAGAGGAUUCCUGUGGUGCUGGAAGCCAAGCAGCUGAAGGACACAGUGAGACGGAGACAUGACGGACAGUGCUGGAUCGUUACCAGGCAGUAUGUCGAGCGGCUGAUCAGUGGCUCUUACAAGAACUAUAUUGUCGAGCACAUGUAAACUAUCACACAUUUACAGUAAACAUGUUCAUUUAUUUUGAAAUCAUGAUAUGUGUUCUACGUCUGUUUAAAGAAAUAUCUGAUUGCAAGCCAUGCUAUCAUUUAGUGUUGCACAUGCGUGGUCAGAUGGAGGGUGAAAUUGUUCCAACCUUUUCAAUGGCUUUUUUUCCUGUAAUUAACUAGAGUCUAGAAAUAUUAAAAGAAACAAAAAAGAAAUAGCAAACUAGAAGUCUUUUUCAGCUUUGUCAGUUUGCUGUAACAUGUUUAUUUUAAAACUACACAUUUGAGACCUCUGUAACUGAUGAAAGUGCAAAACAAAAUGUAGGGAAUUAGUCUCUGAUCGGGCAUUCCAGCUACAACAAAAGAACAGCCCAUCUGUGCUCAUCAGGUUUCUUGAUUCCAGUAUUUUGUCAAGUCAAGUCUUAAAGGAUCCCAAUAAUCUUAAAUAUAGGUACCACAUUUGCAAACUGAUUCAUCUCCUCAAACAUGUCUGCCAGCAGCUUGGCAAUGACCUCCCUUGUUUCAUUAACCUCUCUUGGGUAUAUAUGCCGUCUAGAUCAGGGGUUUGUUAGUCUUGAGAGCCCCCAGUCCUUUUAGUACUUCGGUCUGAUUUAUACUACACUGAACAAAAAAAUAAACGCAACAUGUAAAGUGUUGGUCCCAUGUUUCAUGAGCUAAAGUAAAAGAUCCCAGAAGUUUUCCAUAUGCACAAAAAGCUUAUUUCUCUCAAAUUUCGUGCACAAAUUUGUUUACAUCCCUGUUAGUGAGCAU